AUGGUAGAAGAUGGUACUCCAUAUCUUACAGGAAGUCUAGGUAUAUGUAUGACGUUUUUUCCUUCAAAAUCGUGCUCUUAAAAGAACAAAAUGGGUCGUUAUUCUCAUGAGCCGGUAAAUGCAAGCAAAUCGUGCAAAGCACGAGGAUCUAAUCUGCGAGUACAUUUUAAGAAUACACAUGAAACAGCACGUGCCAUUAAAAACAUGUCUUUGCGAAGAGCACAAAAAUAUUUGAAAAAUGUAAUUGAACAUAAAGAAUGUGUACCAUUCCGUAGAUUUAAUGGUGGUGUUGGUAGGUGUGCUCAAGCAAAACAGUUUGGUACUACUCAAGGUCGUUGGCCUAAGAAAUCAGCAGAAUUUUUACUUCAGUUAUUGAAAAAUGCUGAAAGUAAUGCUGAUGUUGAUGGGCUAGAUCUUGAUCGUCUUGUAAUUAAUCAUAUUCAAGUAAAUCAUGCUCCUUGUCUACGUAGAAGGACAUAUAGAGCUCAUGGUCGCAUUAAUCCUUAUAUGAGUUCACCAUGUCACAUUGAGGUAAUUUUGACUGAAAAAGAAGAUUUUGUAGUAAAAAGUCCAGAAGAAGAACCAUCAAAAAAGAAACUAAGUAAAAAGAAGCUUGCCAGGCAAAAGGAAAAAAUGAUGAGAGAAUAAUUUUUAAUAUUGAAUAUACCAUGAAGAAUAAAAAUUACUCUGCUUUGUUUAAUCUUUUUACAUCAUUUCUAUCCUUUUCUAUUAUAAGUUAUAAAUUGAAAUCUUGUAUAAUUUCUUUGUAAUAUAAAUUUAAAAUAAUAAUUUAAAGGAAUAAUGGAUUUACUUUACGAAGUAAAAAAUUUAAUUAAAUUUCUUUACUUUCUUUCAUUAUUACAUCGUUAUUUUACAUUUUAAAUGUCUUGUUACAAUUUAUGAUGUCCGUAUUUGGAGUACGAGUCAACGGCAAGAGAUAUAAAAGUACGUACCAAAAAUAUUACAAAUAUUUGAGAAAUGAAAUGUCUACAGUAUAAAUAACUGUAUAUUUUAUAUGCGUUAAUAAACAAAAAUUCAUACA
Molecule: messenger RNA, 1042 nt
Organism: Apis dorsata (giant honeybee)
Lineage: Eukaryota; Metazoa; Arthropoda; Insecta; Hymenoptera; Apidae
Gene: RpL17
Product: 60S ribosomal protein L17
Exons: 5
Coding region: 91-648 (185 amino acids)
Biological process (GO): cytoplasmic translation
Cellular component (GO): ribosome; cytosolic large ribosomal subunit
Molecular function (GO): structural constituent of ribosome
Source: RefSeq, a predicted model, not a curated record